Cladocopium goreaui is the source of this 2556-nucleotide messenger RNA. NCBI's taxonomy places the organism in Eukaryota, Dinophyceae, Suessiales, Symbiodiniaceae. The record is from the annotation of a GenBank genome assembly.
AUGCUGUACCUAGUGGCCUUGGUGGCCUUCAGCGGUUUAGCCUUUGCGGGCUGGCUGGCGGCCUGGGUGCUGGCGAAGGAUGAAGGCGAUGAGAAGAUGCGACAAGUGUCAGACGCCAUUCGCGAAGGUGCCGCGGGCUUCCUGUCCACGCAAUACGCCAGCAUCUUCAAGUUGGCGGUGGUGGUGCUCAUCGGAAUCUUCUUGAUGUACAUCGUCCGCGAGCCCCCGAAGAAUCUCUCCCAAGUGCCCUCCUCACGGCUGGCGGUCUGUGUGGCCGUAUCCUUCGCCACAGGUUCGGUUCUCAGCGGCAUUGCUGGCUAUGUUGGAAUGUGGGUGGCGGUCCGCUCCAACAUCCGCGUGGCCAGUGCGGCGUGUCGCAGCUUUCAGGAGGCCAUUGCGGUGGGGCUGCGGGCGGGCGCCUUCAGUGGGGUUCUGGUGGUGUCUAUGGUCCUCUUGGGCAUCAUCGGCUUACUCUUCGGUGUCCGUUUGUUCGUCCCGGCAGCGCUGCAUCAACUGCCCUUUCUGCUGGUGGGCUACGGCUUUGGCGCGUCCUUUGUGGCGCUCUUUGCGCAGCCGCCCGGAGAGCGGUGGAACGGGGGGGUGCAGAGAAGUGAGGUGAGGGACUGGGUGAAAAGGCUGGGAGGUGGCAUCUACACCAAGGCUGCGGAUGUUGGUGCCGACAUGGUCGGUAGCUUGGCUGGAAAGGGGGACCUUGGAGAGGCCCCUGGAGGAAAGGUGGAGUCUGACAUCCCCGAGGACGACCCCCGGAACCCCGCGGUGAUCGCGGACCUGGUGGGGGACAACGUGGGGGACUGCGCGGGCCGCGGCGCGGAUCUCUUCGAGUCCAUCGCGGGGGAGAUCCUGGCGGCCAUGAUUUUGGGCGGGACCUUGUCGCAGAAGUUGCCUGCAGAUGCCGCAAAUGGCUAUGUCUUGUUCCCCUUGGCCAUUCAUGCGAUGGAUCUCAUUGUGAGUGGUGUGGGGAUCAUGAUGACCGAAGCUCCCAAGGGCAAAGGCAGCAAGAACAUCGACCCAAUGGAGGUCUUAAAGAGCGGAUACAAGGUGUCUGUGGGCUUGGCAGCCGUUGGCAUCGUGGUGCUUUGCAGAUUGCUCCUGUACACAGAGAGUCACCCAACUGCCUGGAUGUACUUCUCGGUCUGCGGCUUAGUCGGCCUGGGCACCGCCUUUCUCUUCAUUUUGGUGACACAGUACUACACAGACUUCAACUAUCCACCCGUGCGGCUGAUCGCCCAAGCUUCACUCACUGGACAUGGCACCAAUGUCAUCGCCGGCAUGUCGGUGGGAAUGCGUGCCACGGCCGCGCCAGCGGCCAUCAUUUGCAUCGCAUUGCUGUGCUCCUACAAGACAGGGAUGGCAGCCUUUGGUGGUUUGCCUUCAGCGGGUCUCUUUGGCACCGCCGUGGCCACCAUGGGAAUGCUGUCCACCGUGGUCUUCGUGUUGGCCAUGGACGUCUUCGGUCCCAUCACCGACAACGCCGGGGGAAUCGUAGAGAUGAGCGAACAACCGGAGAGCGUUCGCGAUAUCACGGACUCCCUUGAUGCGGUGGGCAACACCACCAAGGCCAUCACCAAGGGCUUCUCGGUGGGUUCAGCCAGCUUGGCAUGUUUCCUCCUCUUCUCCGCCUUUUUGGAUGAGGUGCAGGAGCUCGCGGGCCAGAAAGUGGAUGGGGUGGACAUCUCGGUUCCAGAAGUCUUUUUGGGCGGCAUCGCAGGGGCCACCCUGGUCUUCUACUUUAGUGGCCAGUGCAUGACAGCAGUCGGUUCUGCCGCCCAAGAAGUGGUGAAUAACGUCCGCACUCAGUUUCGCGAGAGACCAGGCAUCAUGGACGGCUCGCAGAAGCCGGACUAUGCGUCCUGCGUGUCCAUUGUGACCCAAGCGGCUUUGCGGGAGAUGGUUGCACCAGGCAUUGUUGCGACCACGGUUCCCUUGUGCGUGGGCUUCUUCUUUCGACUGACCUCAAGCAGUAACGACAAGUUGAUCGGUGCCAAGGCCAUCGCCAGCUUUUUGAUGUUCGCCACCUCUUCGGGCGUUUUGUUCGCGAUCUUUCUGAACACUGCUGGUGGAGCAUGGGACAACGCCAAGAAAUACAUCGAACAAGGUGUUCACGGAGGAAAAGGUAGCGCCGCCCACAAGGCAGCAGUGACUGGAGAUACAGUGGGUGAUCCGAGACUCGGUGGAGCGCUGGAUGAUCGGAGGCUAAGUGAGUGUGUCCCGAAUUUCCUGCACAGUCUUGAUCAAGCUGCUUUCGACCAUCACAUUGGUUUGUUCCCCACUCUUUGUGGCGAACUGACCGGUGGCCAGUUGACCGCCAGGGUUGCAUCGCGCGCCCUCCGGGAGGAGAUGAAGGUUCCGCAGGUGCCACCUCCACCAGUGAUGGAGGUGCCGCCGGAACUGCCAGGGCUGCCAGAGGAAUUGCCCUCGCCAAAAGGAGGCCGGACGGCAGAUGCGGCUCCGCUGACAAGCAUUUCCUGCUCGGUGGAAUCGAUGAAACAUAUCAUGGAGGUACCAGGCCGCCUGGUGAAAUUUCGUUCGACGUGA